AUGAUUCCAGGUUUAUGCAGAAUGAAGAUGGCUGACCCAUUGGGACACAUUGAAAGAAUAAUUCAGCAGCUUAACAAAUUCCAUCCUGAAAAUGAGAACGUUGGGCAUUUCUUGAAUGAAUCAGCUAAAGUAUUACAGACUUUCAAAGUAACAGAUGAAAUCCCUGUACCUGUAAUGGAUAUCUUGUGUGGCUGUUUAGAAUAUAAAACUGUAUUGGAUGUGGUAGUCAAUGCAUUUUAUAUCCGAGAUGGAAAACAUUGCCUAUUAUCUGAGCGUAACAUGUAUAUUGUUAUUUGUUAUUUGGCUACUUUUCGACUAGAGGAACUUGGACUUCAGCAGUUCAGCAAAAUCAUCAAAUCAAUAGAUGCUUCUAAGAUAUGUAAGUUCCUUAGGUUCUUUUUCAAUGUGAUGAAUUUGCAAACAUGGAUAAAAGAUGAAUGGAGUCAGAUUUAUGAUUCGGUUUAUGUAAAUGAAAAUUGGAUUGAACCACUGCAAAGAUGGCAGCCAAAAAUACAGGAAUUGAUCAAUCAGCUCGAUAAUAUUGCAGCUAAACACACUACUACAACUUUAAAGAUGACUGAGCCAAAUGAAUUUAACUUGACGAUCCCUAAUCCACGAGCUAUACUGAUUCCUGAGCAAAUUCCACAACAAGAGAAAACAAAACCUAUUCCCAAGGAUACUUACAAACCACCUAGAAUGAAGCAGCAUCUAGAAAGAAUCAGAUUGAAGAAUCGCCAGAAGGCGGAGGAACUGCUGCUAGAAGCAAAUGUUAAUCAAUUGAACUGUGCAGCCCCAAAGUUUGAUUACAAAUGCUCUAUGAAUGAAAUCCCAAACCCUGAAAAAUUUGAGGCUCAGAAGAUCAAGUUCAAGACUGACAAUACUCCCGUUAGGCUAAAUGCAGCAGCAAUCUUAAGAGAAGGUGUUCUGUACCAAAGAAAAGUGGAACAGGAGCUUAAGAGAAUUGAACAUCUUCUCCAAGGAGCACAGGAUCCAUCAAAAUUUCUAGAAUGGCAAAAACAAAUGCGUGGGAAAGAUUUGGACCAACAGUUGACAGAAGCAGAAUGUAAAAAACUGCAAGGAAAGCUAAGCUAUGAGGAUGCUAUUUUAGCACGCCAGUACUGCAUUCAGGAAAAGAAAAAAAUUGCUGAGCAGAAGAGAGAAGAGACAGCAGAAAUGCAUCACCAGUGUGCAGAAAGAUGCCUUCACGAAAGGAAGGAAAAGGAAAAAAAGGUUCAGCAAGUGUCAGAGGGACAUAAAAAUGUGAAGCAAGCACAAACGAAACUCCAAAAAUGCAAACAGCAAAUAGCUCAAGAGAUAUCUAAAAAAAGCCAGGACAUACUACUUCAGGCUUUAAAAGAGGAAGAAGAGAAAUUUAAAAAAAAAUAUGAACUGAUUCAGCAAAUAAGAGCUAUAGAAUACCUGCCAUUUCUUAGAAAUAGAUUUAUUGACUUAACCAAGACUGGUAAUCAUGGUGUACUGGGUGAAAUGUCAUUUGUGGAACUUCAAGAACGUUUAACUUUGCUGAAAGAAUCUCAGCAAAAAGCAGAAGAAGAGAAAAGGGAUCUGAUAAUCCAUGAAAAACAUGCUAAGGAACAACUUCUUUUGGAUAAGCUGGAACAAAUCUGUAUGUUCAGAGAACAAUUUGGCAGAGCAGCUGCAUUAAAACAGGAGGAAAACAAAACAAAGAUUCCACUUCGUGAAGCCAUUUUAAAAGAGGAACAAGUUUUAGAUCUACAGAAAAAAAUUAUGGAAAAGUCUACUGAACGUAAAAUGCAAACUGAAUAUUUAAAAACUAAAUUUCUGAAGUCUAAUGAAAAAACCAAGCCAUCUUGGAAGUUAGACAAAAAAUCUGAAGGAGAGGAUCACUGGAAGAAAUUGGAAGAAAGUCGACAACAGCAAUUUAAAAUGCUUCAGCAAGGUCUUAUGUCUAGAGAUAAUGCUCAAAAAAUGGUAACAAAUGAAGCUAUGAGAACUGGAACCAAUGCUUGUAUAUUAAGAAGUUAGACAAAAUUGUUUCUAGAUGUCAUACUGUUUAGAAGACAUUUACUACUAAUCUGAUUCAAUUUUUGAUUUCUUGAACUACUUUAUACUUUAAUAUAAAAAUAGCUAUUAAUUGGCAGCUGUUUUUAGUUUAUAUAUGUUGGAACUAUAAUGCUUUUAACAUCUUUAGCUAUUAUAAUGCUAGUUUUCAAAACAA
Molecule: messenger RNA, 2197 nt
Organism: Protobothrops mucrosquamatus (brown spotted pit viper)
Lineage: Eukaryota; Metazoa; Chordata; Lepidosauria; Squamata; Viperidae
Gene: CFAP99
Product: cilia and flagella associated protein 99
Exons: 15
Coding region: 1-2004 (667 amino acids)
Source: RefSeq, a predicted model, not a curated record